This is a messenger RNA of Coffea eugenioides, 2425 nucleotides long. Its product is annotated as probable starch synthase 4, chloroplastic/amyloplastic. The coding region runs from base 161 to 2179 and encodes 672 amino acids. NCBI's taxonomy places the organism in Eukaryota, Viridiplantae, Streptophyta, Magnoliopsida, Gentianales, Rubiaceae. The transcript has 19 exons. The record is from RefSeq and is a predicted model, not a curated record.
UGAGCGACCUGCCAUGUCAUCAAAACUCACGUGACCAACAUGUCCACGUCCCGACCAAACAAAUUAGCUACCUUCCGGUGAUAUCAGUAGUCCCAUCUCCCAUGGCUGCGUCUCUCAGGGUCGGAAUAAAUGAAAUAUAGUAGCGGUCUGGCGCUCUGCCAUGGAGUUGCUGUUAAAUGCUCCGCUAUCUAAGCUUCCUCCUUUGCCUAAAAUCUGUGCGACGAAGCGCAAGCCCCUUGGUGCUCGGCUUCCCUCUUGCUUGGGGGUGGAAAGACAUGAUGACAUGGAUGUCCAUAAGGAUCUUCCGCAGUCUAUGGAUCAUGAACCAAAAGAGAAGCAGAAUGAUAUAUGGCAACUCUUCACAGAAGCACAACAGAAUAUAUUGUAUUUGAAUAAACAACGACUCACGGCAUUGGAAGAACUGGAUGAACUGAAGAGGGAAAACACGGCACUGCUUGAUAGGAUAGAGCAAUUGGAGGCCAAAAUGCUGUUGAACACCGAAAAAGAAAUGGAUACACUUUCUAUUAGCUCUGAGUUGCUGCUUAGGAUUGAUUCAAUGGUUCUAAGUGGAAUGAUUGAUAAUGCGGAGGCUUCUGACUUGAGAAGGCUGGUCAUGAAUUCAAGAAUGAGUAUAGCAGCUAAUUUGUUUCAAAACACGCACAAGAAAGAUUCUGAACUUCUGGUGGAAUUGCGCCAUUUUUCCAGCAAAAGUAAAAAGAAGGGUUUCCACAUAGUUCACAUUUCUGCUGAAAUGGCACCAGUGGUCUCUGUGGGAUCUUUGGCAUCUUAUGUUACAGGACUAUCCUGUGCUCUGCAGAGAAAGGGACAUGUGGUCGAGGUCAUUUUGCCCAAGUAUGCAUGCCUAAAUUUAGACGAAGUUCAAGGUCUUCGAGAAGUUGAAGCAGAAGUCUAUUCAUUUUUUAAUGGUCAAUUGCAUAAAAACAGAAUCUGGACUGGGGUUGUCUUUGGCAUUGGAGUUACAUUUAUACAACCAGUCUACUAUUCAGCAUUUUUCAGUCAUGAGAGAGUAUAUGGAUAUGGAAAUGACUUUGAAAGAUUCACCUAUUUUUCUCGUGCAUCGCUGGAUUAUCUAGUGAAAUCAGGAAAGAAGCCCGAUAUUGUUCACAUACACAAUUGGGAAACAUCAAUUGUUGGGCCCCUAUUUUGGGACGUUUUUGUCAAUCAGGGACUCGAAGGUACUAGAAUAUUAUUGACGUGCCAGGGCUUUGAUUCACAGUGUCUUCAACGACCUGAGAAGCUUGCUCUGUGUGGACUUGAUCCUUCAAGACUACAUCGUCCUGAUCGCCUUCAAGAUAAUAACAAGACUCAUAUGGUCAACAUUUUGAAGGGUGGAGUUGUUUACUCCAAUAAAGUGAUAGUGAUUGCAUCCAUGCAAACAAAGGCCCAUCUCAUCACUGAAUUGGGUCAUGGAAUGGAACCCACCUUAGCCAUUCACAAGGACAAGCUGCUGAUUGCUCCUUAUGGAUUUGACAAGUCAGUUUGGGAUCCUUCAGUGGACAAAUUUCUUCCAGAAAGUUACAGUGAAGAAGAUAUGAAAGGGAAAUCUGUAUGCAAAAUUUCAUUGCAGAAGCACCUUGGGUUAACAAAGAAUGCUUCCAUGAUUCUUGUUGGUUGCAUGUUAACAGAAGUUUCAGAUGUUUACCUGGAGAACCUCAAGACUCUUGUUUGGAUGGCUUCCAGAAAGGGAAUUCAGUUUGUCUUCAUGUUGUGUAGCCAAAAUCCAGACUUAAGAAGAGAAGUGGAAUCUUUGCUGUUAGAACUCAAGGAUGGAAAUGUGAAGUUUAUUGAUAAAUAUGACGAACCUUUACUGCAUUUGAUAUUAGCUGGAUGCGACAUUAUUUUGUGCCCAUCUUUCGACGAUCCAGAGCUUCAAGUACCGCUGAAGGCCAUAAAAUAUGGAGCUGGACUUGUUGCAUUAAAUUUUACUGAUGACAAAUUCGGGAAUUUUGCGGAUCAUGAUUUUGGGCGUCCAGAAGUUUCAAAGUACAUCAGAAAUUCCUUUGGAAAUAUGUCAUUAAGCCAAGCAAUCAAUGAAAUCGAGGAGGAUCCAUCUCAGUGGAACAGAAAGAUCACAGAUGCCAUGGCAAAGGAUUUCUCGUGGGAUGCAGAGUGUUGUGAUAUUCAUGUUUCGGCAUAUGCAGCAAUAAAGAAUCUAUGAAGUAAUAGGUCGUUUCUUGACGAACUGUACAUACGCAAGUCCAUGGAGAGAUCGAAGGAGGCUUUCUGUUUUUGUGCAUAUAAACUUUCACGGGCAUGUUGGCAAUUUGUGCUCAUAAACUAAACACUCCUGUCCGUCUCAUUGUUUAUUUUUCAGAUGAUUGCCGCUCCUUAAUUAUUCUGAGAUGUCCGAAAUUUCUCUUUUAUCAGAUGUCCCAAAGAGUGGAAUCUUCCUCUCUGAUUGUUC